AUGGGCAACAGCAUCAACAGCGGCCAAGUUAACAACGAUGAGCUGCCAACAAGUCAGCACCCAGAGAUGAACCAAACACAUACAGCACAAGCAACUGACGCAAAUAGGGCCAUGGAAUCACAAGAAGGUAAUUACACUUCAUCUUCAACAAUCAAUAAUUUGAUUGCUCAGUUAAACUCAGGAAAUCCACAAACAGAGGAGUUAGAUUUAAGCAAUAUCAAAUUA
This is a messenger RNA of Racocetra fulgida, 225 nucleotides long. The record is from the annotation of a GenBank genome assembly. Lineage: Eukaryota; Fungi; Glomeromycota; Glomeromycetes; Diversisporales; Gigasporaceae.